GUUUGUGACCCGGAUGUUGAUAUGAUGUUAAAUUCUCUGUUUUCCACGGGCAGAUUACAACGAAGAACUGUUAGCAUGUUUAUCCCAUUUCAUUUACGUCAUAAUAUAAAAACUAGAUGCCGAGACUAAUAGAUUCCGGUGCUGUCUGAGGAAAGACGCAGUAUAGUAUUUAAUCAGGCCGCAAGCAAAAGGACAGAAAAUGUCUCAAGAAGGACAUCAAGCAGCCCCCGCGGACACGAGCUUGAGCUCACACGAAUCGCAGAGGACAAACCCCAGGAAGACACCCAUACAAAUCCUGCAUGAAUAUGGCACCAGAAGUGGCAACCUUCCCGUGUACGUGAUGGAGAAGGCCGAGGGAGAGGCUCACCAACCGCACUUUGUCUUCAGCGUGAAGAUCGGAGACGUUGACUGCUCAGGUCAAGGUCCUAGUAAAAAAGCUGCUAAACACCAGGCAGCAGAAGCCGCCCUGAGUAUUCUGCACAUAGAUUACGGCAAAGCGAGCGUUCCCGUCAAUUCUGAAAUUAACGGCGUCGUGGCAGAAACAAACAACCAGCCCAACUCCGUGGGGAUACUGCAGGAGUUGGCAUUGCAGAGAGGAUGGCGUCUUCCUGAGUACAGCGUUUUAAUGGAGGCCGGUCCGCCGCACAAGAGAGAAUUCACUGUUACUUGUAGAAUGGAGUCCCUGUCGGAGAAAGCCGCAGGAAAUUCAAAGAAGGCGGCGAAGAAGGCCGCCGCGGAGCAAAUGGUGCUGAAACUGCAGAGCCUGUCGGGCUGUUCUGACAUCACGUGGACGCCCAAACCGAGCGUCCGGUUUGAGAACCUGAGGAACUCGACGGCGGAGACCAUCUGUCUGCUGAGGAGAAACCCGCUGAGCAUUCCCAACACGGACUACAUUCAGAUGAUGCUGGAGCUGUCCAAGGAGCAGGGCUUUGAGGUCACGUACUUCGACAUCGCUGGAUAUGAAAAAGGCCAAAAGAGACCGGUAACCUACCUUGCCAGAAGGUGAAGUUCUUUGACUCACAGUGGCAGGCGGAGAUGGGAGGAUGGUGGCUCACCUGUGAAACAAGAUCAAACUGGCUAAGCUUUGUGGGGAAAUUGUCAUAAGAAUGUUAAUUCUUGAGAAUAUAGUGGUCCUCUUUUGUGAGAAGCACCGUGUUCCAAUCAUCGUCCAAAUGGACAUUUGUGCCAAAGUAAUAACGUCCUAAUUACUAUGUUAAAAUUCAAGUCACAGCAUAGUACAUAAAACGUGUCAGCAGUCAUAUCCCGUGUUAAAUUAGAAAGAAAUCAAUAAGAGUUAUGAAUGAUUCAAAUGUUAAAGAAGCCAUGAUAUCGUUUGUAAUGAAAAAUGUAAAAAAAAAUGUCUGAGCAGAGUGAGUCAUAAAACAUUUAUAUUUAAAUAAACCAUUUUGUGUCAUUUUUUAUUCAGCGAGGGGUUCCAUUUGCACAAAGCUUUGGCCGAAUCUGUGUUGGUCACAAGAAUAAAAAGGUCUGGGAACCACCGCUAUGAUCCACUGUCCAAACCAACUAAUGAACUGAAGGGGAGCUUAUUAUGAUUAUUAUUAUAAUCUCAGAUGAGAACAAGGUGGAUACAUCCAAUAUCCAAUAUGACGCUUCUGUCUAAAAUAAACUUUGCAUCUUGAAAUAUUUCACUCCUCAAAACAUAAACGAACAA
Messenger RNA from Pungitius pungitius (ninespine stickleback), 1672 nucleotides. It is a transcript of the gene prkra, whose product is annotated as protein kinase, interferon-inducible double stranded RNA dependent activator. NCBI's taxonomy places the organism in Eukaryota, Metazoa, Chordata, Actinopteri, Perciformes, Gasterosteidae. The transcript has 8 exons. The record is from RefSeq and is a predicted model, not a curated record. Gene Ontology annotation, cellular component: RISC complex; nucleus; RISC-loading complex. Bases 200 to 1006 code for a protein of 268 amino acids. Gene Ontology annotation, biological process: siRNA processing; regulation of regulatory ncRNA processing. Gene Ontology annotation, molecular function: siRNA binding; double-stranded RNA binding.